AUGGGGAAUCUCCGCUCCUUGCUGCUCACUUGGGCCAUUGCGACGGCUGUAGACGCCAGUGAGCCCAAUUGGUUCCAGACGGUGCCGGACAACUACGCUGGCCCGACACCUACCGGUGCUGCUCCUUUCCUGGCAGAGGUCAACCCAGCACCCUUUGGUCAGGCUACCCCUUACUUUUCUCCCUCUGAAGGGUUCGGAGUGGAUGAAUAUCCUCUGCCCAAGGGCGCGAGCAUCACCCACAUGCACAUGCUCCAGCGCCAUGGCGCCAGAUAUCCUUCUGCAGAAGAAGGAUUGGGUCCAUGGGCGGCUGGCAUUGUCAAUGCUGGCGCGGUAUUCACCGGCGAACUGGAGUUCCUGAAUGACUGGACCUACAAGUUGGGAGAGGAGAUCCUUGUCCCCCAAGGCCGCCAGGAGCUUUUUGACAGCGGUAUCCUAAACUACUACAACUACGGCCACCUAUAUGAUAAUUCGUCUAAGAUAGUUGUGCGCACCACACUAGAGUCGCGCAUGCUCGAGAGUUGUGAGAACUUCCUCGCUGGCUUUUUCGGUCUUGACUGGAAGAAGCAUGCUAAUAUCCUGGCCACCAUUGAUCCUGCUGUGACGGGCGACGAAGCAUGCACAAAAUCAGGGGAGACCAUGAUGGUUGCGAUUGAGGAGCCAGUGGGCACCUGGACGGAGACCUAUCUGAAAGACCGCACCGCCAAACUGCAGCGUCUCACCGGGAACUACAACUGGACCGUGACCGACACCUCCCACGCACAGGCCCUCUGUCCCUACGAGACCAUCAGUCUGGGCUACAGCCCGUUCUGCCAGCUGUUCGACUAUCAAGAGUGGCAGGGCUACGAGUACAUGCAGGACAUCGAGUUCGCCGCCAUGUCAGGCUUCCUCAGUCCCACGGGCCGGGCACAGGGUAUUUCCUGGGUGGAAGAGUUCUUGGCGCGGGUGGAAGGCCAUUUCGUCGAUGUGCCUGCCAAUAUGACUGGAGCCAAUAUGACUCUGGACACGAACCCGGUUACUUUCCCCCUGGAUCAGUCGCUUUACCUGGAAUUCACCCACGAUGCCAACAUCGUCUCCGUCCUGACUGCGUUCGGACUGACCCAGUUUGCGGAUUUCCUGCCUGCUACCGGCCCGCCGAAGAACCAGCAGUUCGUCACGAGCAAACUGGUUCCCUUUGCCGGUCGGCUCAACAUUGAGAUCAUCACGGCACCACACAAAGUGUCGACCAGGCGGUCGCGAAAGGUUUCCUCGGAUGAUUAUGUUCGUGGUACUGGCAAGACGCAGUAUGUGCACUUUAUCCAGAACCAGCGCACUAUCCCGCUGCACGCCAGCUUCGAGGCAUGUGAGUACCGCGAGGAUGGGUGGUGCGAAUUGGAGACGUUCUUGAAGGUGCAGAAACAAAGUCUGGCCAACGCCGAGUACCAGCAUGCUUGCUUUGGGAACUGGACAAUGAAAGAGUAUGGGGCAGCGAGAGAUGGGGUGCCCGUUUAG
Penicillium lagena is the source of this 1488-nucleotide messenger RNA. Its product is annotated as histidine phosphatase family protein. The transcript has 3 exons. Lineage: Eukaryota; Fungi; Ascomycota; Eurotiomycetes; Eurotiales; Aspergillaceae. Gene Ontology annotation, molecular function: acid phosphatase activity. The record is from RefSeq and is a predicted model, not a curated record. Bases 1 to 1488 code for a protein of 495 amino acids.